AUGUCUUUCUACCAUGACUGCUGCUGCAGUGUCCCCACUGGACCCGCCACCACCAUCUGCUCUUCUGACAAGUGCUGCCACUGUGGAGUCUGCCUGCCCAGCACCUGCCCACACACCACUUGGCUGCUGGAGCCCACCUGCUGUGAAAGCUGCCCACCCCCUUGCCACAUCCCUCAGCCCUGUGUGCCCACAUGCUUCCUGCUCAAUUCUGCCCAGCCCAGACCAAGCCUGGAGACCCUGGACCUCACCACCUACACCCAGCCUUGCCCCUGUGACCCCUGCAUCCCCCAGAACUGCUGAGUGAUGACUAUCUUUGCCCAGAGCCUGACAACACCUACAAGAUGCCUAUCCUCUAUUAUUGACCUAUUUCAGUAGCCCCAGGGAGCUUCAACAGAUAUUGGGAUGCCAGAUGCGGCAAAGAACACUUUUAUCAUCAAUGAAAAGGAAAUCAAGAUGCCACCUUUGGCAACUUGGAGAAAUAUGAAUGAUAAGCUAUUGACCUGGCUGGGUGUAUCCAAAU
Dromiciops gliroides (monito del monte) is the source of this 520-nucleotide messenger RNA. Its product is annotated as keratin-associated protein 3-3-like. Gene Ontology annotation, cellular component: keratin filament. Bases 1 to 300 code for a protein of 99 amino acids. The record is from RefSeq and is a predicted model, not a curated record. NCBI's taxonomy places the organism in Eukaryota, Metazoa, Chordata, Mammalia, Microbiotheria, Microbiotheriidae. The transcript has a single exon. Gene Ontology annotation, molecular function: structural molecule activity.